Delphinapterus leucas (beluga whale) is the source of this 2759-nucleotide messenger RNA. It is a transcript of the gene RABEP2, whose product is annotated as rabaptin, RAB GTPase binding effector protein 2. The record is from RefSeq and is a predicted model, not a curated record. Gene Ontology annotation, molecular function: GTPase activator activity; growth factor activity. Lineage: Eukaryota; Metazoa; Chordata; Mammalia; Artiodactyla; Monodontidae. Gene Ontology annotation, cellular component: intracellular membrane-bounded organelle. Gene Ontology annotation, biological process: endocytosis.
AGGGACCGAUCAAAGGGGUCAGCUCCGAGGCUUGGGAGAGACCGCGAGAGCUUCGCCCUCCUUAGGCUGAGGCAGUGGGCGUCCCGGAGGACGUGUAAUUUGAGCAAAGCUUCCAAGGUCACGCGGAGACGCCCAAAGGCCUUUGACGAAAGAACUACUUCGUGGUUUGAAGGUCAGGCGUCCUUCUCGAGCAUCGCUGCCCAACAAAGAAGGCGGGGAGGGGCGGGACCUGGGGCCGCGGCCGGGAGUCCACUCGGAAAUCUUCGGCCGAGGCUCGGCCACCCCUCCCCAACUCCGGCCUCAGCCUCGAGCCCAGGGCCGAUCCGGAAACAGCCGAGCGGAUCCGGAAACAGCCGAGAGGACCCGGAAGCGGUGAGCGCAGUCACCAGGGAGUGCGGGAACCCGCCGUUUGAGCGGAGGCGAUGGCGGCACCUGCGCCGGCGGCCGCGGGCGAGGAUGCCCGGCGGCGGCAGCCGGAGGCCGCGCUGGACCCCCAGACUCCGGAGGGGACAAAAGUUGAGGCCGAGUCAGGGGAGCUCGACCGGCUUCGGGCUGAGCUGGCAGGCGCCCUGGCAGAAAUGGAAACCAUGAAGGCUGUGGCCGAGGUGAGCGAGAGCACGAAGGCCGAGGCUGUGGCUGCAGUGCAGCGGCAAUGCCAAGAGGAGGUGGCCUCGCUGCAGGCCAUCCUGAAAGACUCCAUCAGCAGCUAUGAAGCCCAGAUCACGUCUCUGAAGCAGGAGCGGCAGCAGCAGCAGCAGGACUGUGAGGAGAAGGAGCGGGAGCUGGGGCGCCUGAAGGAGCUGCUGUCCAGGGCUCACCCCCUGGACUCCUUGGAGAAGCAGAUGGAAAAGGCCCACGAGGACUCGGAGAAGCUGCGGGAGAUCGUGUUGCCCAUGGAGCAGGAGAUUGAGGAGCUGAAGGCGAAAUUGCUGAGGGCAGAGGAGCUGAUCCAAGAGAUCCAGAGACGUCCCCGGCAUCCCCCUUCCCUGCACGGCUCCGCGGAGUUGCUCCUGUCCCGGGACCCAUCUCCGCCACUGGAGCAUCUCGAGGAGCUGAGUGGAGACGGGGGCGCGGCGGCCGAGGCCUUCGCCCACAACUGUGACGACAGCGCCUCCAUCUCCUCCUUCUCCCUCGGCGGUGGAGCCAGCGGCAGUGCCUCCCUGCCCCGCAGCCGCCAUGGCCUGAGCCCCGAGCAGGAGGAGACAGCCUCUCUGGUGUCCACGGGCACCCUGGUCCCUGAGGGCAUCUACCUGCCCCCUCCUGGUUACCAGCUCGUCCCAGACAACCAGUGGGAGCAGCUGCAGGUGGAGGGGCGGCAGCUGCAGAAGGACCUGGAGAGCAUCAGCCGGGAGCGGGAUGAGCUGCAAGAGGGCCUGAGACGGAGUAACGAGGACUGCGCUAAGCAGAUGCAGGUGCUCCUGGCCCAGGUCCAGAACUCAGAGCAGCUGCUGCGGACCUUGCAGGGGACCGUGAGCCACGCCCAGGAGCGGGUUCAGCUGCAGAUGGCAGAGCUGGCUACCUCGCACAAGUGCCUGAGCCACGAGGUAAAGCGACUGACUGAGGAAAACCAAGGGCUCCGGGCUGAGCAGCCGCCGUCUUCAGCCCCCCGGGGCCUGGAGCAGGAUGAGGGCCAGGAGGAGUCGCUGCCCGGCUCGCUGCUGGAGCUGCGGCAGCUGGUGCGCCGCACUCGGCAGGAGGCGCGGGCCCACCAGCAGGCCCAGGAGCACGAGGCCGAGCGGCUGCGGAUUGAGAUCGUGACCCUGCGGGAGGCGCUGGAGGAAGAGACGGCGGCAAGGGCCAGCCUGGAGGGGCAGCUGAGGGUGCAGCGGGAGGAGACAGAGGUGUUAGAGGCCUCCCUGUGCAGCCUGAGGAUGGAGAUGGAGCGGGUCCAGCAGGAGCAGAGCAAGGCCAGGCAGCAGGAAGUCCUGAGGCAGCCACUGGGCUCGGGCCGCACAGAAGAGCUCUACGUCCUGUGCCCCCAGGCGCAGCUCACAGACCUCCUCUCGGAACAGAGGGCAAAGGUGCUGCGGCUGCAGGCUGAGCUGGAGACCAGUGAGCAAGUGCAGAGGGAUUUCGUACGACUGUCCCAGGCCUUGCAGGUGCGCCUGGAACGGAUCCGCCAGGCAGAGAGUCUGGAGCAAGUGCGCAGCAUCAUGGACGAGGCGCCCCUCAGGGACGUCGGGGACAUCAAGGACACCUGAGGGGCCAGCACCGCCCACCCUGGGGGGAGACCGUCUUUCUCCACUCCUGAACCGUGAGGCCGAGGCUUUGGGGGUCUCAGGAUGGAGUCUUCACCCUCUCCAAGCCUGGGGUUGAGGUGACGGGGCCACCGCUGCCCUGUCCCUCCAGCGCCUCCUCCCAGGGGCGGCUGGGUCUUCUGCUUCCAAAGAUGACACCUGGGUGAGGGUCCCAACCCCCUCUGGAAACCAGAGGGGCAGGCUCAGCUCUGUGGCUUUCUGGCUGCCAUGCUGCCUCCUGGGCUCCAAGCCUCUCGCCCCCGCCCCCACCCAGCCUAACAGCCAUGCCUGUUACCUCCGUCCCCUUCCCCAGGCACAGCCGAGCUGUGAGUGGUGGCUGGGAGCCCUGGGUCGUGUCCCCGGGUCCCUCCACACACGCGCCCUGGGACAGGUGGCUGCUUCCUGGACUGCAUGACACUAAGAUGCUUGUCCCCAGGGGCCCGAACCAGGCCCCAAGGUGUGCACAGAGAGAAGGCCAGGUUUUUCUGUCAUUUAUUUUCAAUAAAUAAGCAGCUCAGCUCA